Blastocystis hominis is the source of this 249-nucleotide messenger RNA. RefSeq lists its product as hypothetical. Lineage: Eukaryota; Bigyra; Opalinata; Blastocystidae. The record is from RefSeq and is a predicted model, not a curated record. The transcript has 2 exons. The coding region runs from base 1 to 249 and encodes 82 amino acids.
AUGCUGCGAUGUACCUCGCUGCUGGGUAAGGAGGGAAAGCCGUUUUCGGUGACGUUUGAUCAUCGCGUGUCCAACGACCAGGAGAAAAAACGAAUCCUCGCCAGUGGCGGGAAGAUCAAGGACAGUCGGCUGUUCGGGCAGCUGGCGCUGUCGCGGUCGUUCGGGGACUGUCCGUACAGCUCGUUCUUGUCGGUAGAGCCGCAUAUCUACACGCUCCAGAUCGAUGAGGUGGGGAUCCGACGAAGAUGA